GUUCUGCUCUUGCUCAUUUAAGGAGUUCAUCCCUCAGAAGGAACCCAUUGAGGCCUGGUCCUUCUUGCUGUAGCAGCAGGAAAUCUGAGCUUUCCCAGGUCAAGAACAGCCAAGGACUCUAUUUCUAAAGGCCAUUGAACUUCUUUAGAUAAGUCCAGAGGAGGAACUUGAGAUCAAUACAGCUGUUGUGUCUGAUAGCUGAAUAUAAAUCACUAGAAAGACUGAGAACACUAACUGCUUUUUCUGGCAUUCGACUCAGCCUUUUUGUUGUGAGGUCCUUCUUUCUGCAAAGCUGGCUGGGAUCAGCACAGUGGAUCAAAAGAAAACUCAUAAUAAGACAGCUUGGGCUUCACCAGUCUCUAUCCCAAAAGAUAUCAGUGAUGACUUAAACAUAUCACAAGACAGUCAAGAUGGAGAAGAUGGACUCCACAUGUGGGAGGAUGACCCACUGAAGAGAAGUUUGGAAUCAUCAGCAGAGCCACUGGAGGAGACACUUAAGAUUCAUGACAUUUCACAAGAUCAGGUCAAACCUCCAGUUCAAGAGAAAAAGAUACAUCCGCUCCCAAAAAAGCAUAGGCAUGUUAGGAGGACAACAAGGGGGAAAAGGGUGAGAAAGAGCAAGAGGAAGGAGCGAGUAGAAACCCACUGUCCCCCUGUUCAUCUAAUACCUUUGGCACCACCACAAAGUGAAGAAGAUGAAGUGGUCGAUGUACAGCCAUCACUGCACAGUGCACAGGAAGGUGAUUCUGAGUUUCCUAAUAAGGUCAAAGUACAGCGUCCGAAUGAGGGUGCCUGUGUGGUAUAUCAGGAAUGUCAGAUACAGCCCUAUGAGUUCUCCUCAUCCCCAGAGCCUGGACCCUCUUCUCCUGGAAUGACAUCCUUAGCAUCACCAUCACUCUGCUUUGGCAGUUUCUUAAGCUGUGUUUGUCAGACCUUCUCAAGGUCUAAGAAGUCUACCAGAAGUGAGGGCAAGAAGGUUGAGGCAGAAUGUGAUCCCAAGGCUCUGAGAUCUGCCAUAUUGAAGGGUGUGGGCAAAAACAAAGUGGAACCUAACCAAAGUCUGUAGCAAGUUGAAAUAGAUACAGGUUUUCUUUGUGUUUAGUUUUAUAGUUUUCUCCAUAUUUUUGUUCCUGUUAUUUGAAUUCUUGUCUGUUAGAGAAGGGCUACUUUUGUACUGAGAUCUUCAGAUCUAAAGAGGUAGUAAAAGGCUAAGUGACUUAGAGGAGCUUAACGUUAUACCGAACAGUGGAUUUUUCCUACUCCUACUUCUAUUUACUUAGGUGAGAUUCACUCUGGUACAGUAGUCUCCUAAAUUCAUGCAUAUUUCACUCAUCUAUUCAGCUGGCUUAAUUUUAACUAACACCUCUGAGGAUGGAAACAAUACAUUUUCAUCAUUUUAAAUAACAUCUCUUGAUAUCUAUGAUCAAGUUAGAGACUCCUCCUUUCUGUUCUUCUCACUUUCUUUUUACUGUUGGUUAGAGACAUAUCUUACAUUUUCAUUUUCAGCAUAUUAUUUAAAUUCUGUCACUUUCUGUUUGAUUUGGAUAUGCUCUAGGGGUGGUGAUUGUUCUUGGGUAGGAUAUAUCAUUUUUCACAUUUCUUAAACACCUUUGGGUUUUCUUUUUGUCACUUAUUAGUAGGAUAUCUGGCUCUUCUUUUCUGAAGAGCACUCUGGUUUAAAUUAAUUUAAUGACUUCCUUAGAGUGAAUAGAUUUACGAUCUGAGUUUCCCUGUAGCUUUAAUUACCUGCUGUUAUAUCCUGUUUUUUUGUCUUGUGUCCCACUUCAUUUAAGAAUAGUAAAUAAAAAAUAAAUGUAUGAAGUAUCUGUAUUUGAAGAGAGGUGUGUAUUUUCUUCUUUCUUUUUUUUAAUUUUUUUUUAUUUUCUUCUUUCUUUAAGACUAAUCUGGAUAGUUACUACACCAAAACUGGAGAAGAUAGCCAGUACAUUUGUUCUUUUCUUGUCUAGAUCAGGUCUUUUUACUGUUGGAAGAAUAUAAUUGGGAAGGGAAUGGAAAAGACUUGUAAGAGAAGUGGAUUUACUUGGAUUGACCAUAAAGAAGUCUUCUGAUGUGUUCAAGAUCUCAAAUUAGAAUUAUAAAUUUUGCAAAAUGUAGUAUUUAAUGCUUAUAAUAAAAUGGAACACCUUUCUAAAGUGA
Erinaceus europaeus (western European hedgehog) is the source of this 2157-nucleotide messenger RNA. RefSeq lists its product as uncharacterized. Bases 431 to 1066 code for a protein of 211 amino acids. The record is from RefSeq and is a predicted model, not a curated record. The transcript is spliced from 3 exons. Lineage: Eukaryota; Metazoa; Chordata; Mammalia; Eulipotyphla; Erinaceidae.